UUAAAAAAAUUAAUCUUAACCCAAUUUACCGACCCGUCCAACUCAGCCCAUAAAAAUUAACCCAACGUAUAUUGUUUUCUUUGUCUUUUUCUCUUCUCUUUUUCUUCCUCUCUCAAACCCUGAUCUGGGUUUGUUUCUGCCCUUGAGAGUCCGUCCUAUCCCUUCAUGAACCGAAAAUGAUGGUCUUCUCCUCUGCGCCAGCACGUUCACCAACACCAAUGACGCCACCACCUGGCCGCUCAAAUCACCGACUCUGGAGCUUUGCCAUCCCUUCGCCUAACGAGUCUGGGAAGAAGAUCGAGAUAUACUCGCUUGCAUUCUACACGGCUUGUACUUUUGGAGGAAUCCUCAGCUGCGGUCUAAUUCACAUGGCCAUCACUCUUCUUGACCUCGUCAAGUGCAGUAUGCAGGUAUAGAUCUAGUUUCAUUCUUUUGCUUAUUUUGCAUUUUCUAUGUGUAUUUUCUAAGUUGAUUCGAUGGUUUUAGUGUUGAUUAUUUUUGAGAUUAGAUCUGCAGUUGGCUUGUAUGUGAUUUGGCUGGAAUCGCUUCUUUUCUAGAAAUUCUUUACUCUUUUUAAUCUAUGUUCCUUUCUAUUGGUUGGGUUAGGAGAUCUCGGCUUUGUUGUUUAGUAU
Rubroshorea leprosula is the source of this 632-nucleotide messenger RNA. The record is from the annotation of a GenBank genome assembly. Lineage: Eukaryota; Viridiplantae; Streptophyta; Magnoliopsida; Malvales; Dipterocarpaceae.